Molecule: messenger RNA, 682 nt
Organism: Ichthyophthirius multifiliis
Lineage: Eukaryota; Ciliophora; Oligohymenophorea; Hymenostomatida
Exons: 2
Source: RefSeq, a predicted model, not a curated record
UAAGUAUAUAUAAUAAAAACUAGAUGAAAAAUUGAAUAUUAAAUAAGCUUAAAUAUAAAAUGAAAACCUAUAGCAAAACCAAUUAUAAAAAAAAAAUAGUCCAAAAAAAGCAAGCCCUUAAAAAACAACUCCAAAAAAGCGCAAAAACGAUUAAUAAAACAUUAAUAUAGAUAAAUUUUUAAUAUAAAAAAAGUAAUUUAAGGCAAUUAAUCAACCUUUAUAAGAAAAAAUCAUAUAAAAAAUAUAAAAAAAUCCACCCGCAUAAAAAAACUAUAAACAAAAAACAUUAUUUUAACCAAAAGAAGAAACAUAAACUCAAUAAAAAUCUAAAAUUACAUAAUAUUAAGAUAUCCAUAUAAAAAGUACUCAUGAUGAUACAACAUAAUAAAAUAGUGAAGAAAUUAAACAGAAUGAGUAUUUAAAUGAUAAUUAAUAUGAUAUUUUUAUCUAAAAUAUAUAAAACUUAUAAAAUUUUAUAGAAGUUCUUAAAGAAAGUUGUUUAAAAAACAUUAAAAAAGAUAAUGAUUAGAUAACAGAAUCUUUAAUAAUGAAGUAAAUAUAAUUUUGCCUAUAUAAAUUCAUAACAUAAUCACCACAUAAUUAAUGGAAUAAUAUUUAUUGUCCUUAAAGGGUUUCUUAAUUAUUAUAUAAUUAAUAUGGUCAACUAAUAUAAUUAUGGAUU